Corticium candelabrum is the source of this 740-nucleotide messenger RNA. RefSeq lists its product as uncharacterized. The record is from RefSeq and is a predicted model, not a curated record. The transcript is spliced from 8 exons. NCBI's taxonomy places the organism in Eukaryota, Metazoa, Porifera, Homoscleromorpha, Homosclerophorida, Plakinidae. Bases 118 to 726 code for a protein of 202 amino acids.
CUGAAGGUAAGCAGUUGGGAUUUUAGUAAGUUUCGUUGCGCAGUAGCCGUGCAAUCAAGAGUCGUCCUCUAGCGAUUCAAGGAGGCUCCGCCCAUACAGAGUACGUCGAGUUUGAGUAUGAAGGGUUUCACACUAGUUUGGCUGAUGAUAUCGAUCUUUGUUGAUCGGACACUAUCUCAAGUACCAAGUGUAGGCCCAACCGUAACGCGUACUCCAUCGGAAAGUUUCACACAAGCGCAAACGUUUACUUUUUCCAUCUCAGGCAAGUCGAGUGAUUCAUCUUAUUCCGCCUAUGGAUGUCAAGUUGAUAAUGCAGGAAGAGCUCCUUGCUCUGUAACAUUUGAGCAAACUCAACCCCUGUCAGAAGGACAGCACUCAUUCACUGCAUUUUUCUAUAAUCCAACUACAAAACAAUAUAAAGAUCCUACAAAAGUCACAUGGACAAUUGAUAAAUCUCCACCUAACAUCCAGUUCAUCGAUCCAACCUUUGAUGGGUCAAAGCAAAAGGACAUCAACAAAGCCGUCAGUUAUCGUGUUACAUCAUCUGAGAACAUGGGUACUUAUGUAUGUGUUCUUAUGAGACUGACAAGUCCUGCAAAGAAUACUAGUGUCUUGUGCUCUGGGAAAGGAACAACUGGUGGAUCUGCCACUCUUAAUAAUUUGAUGAUACCUGGUCAGGACAUACUGUACAAGCUAGUUGUCACAGUAAGCUAUCAAACAGUCUGAAAUAUUGAGAUGAG